This is a messenger RNA of Salvelinus fontinalis (brook trout), 10093 nucleotides long. It is a transcript of the gene map2, whose product is annotated as microtubule-associated protein 2. Gene Ontology annotation, molecular function: microtubule binding. Gene Ontology annotation, cellular component: neuron projection. The coding region runs from base 416 to 5566 and encodes 1716 amino acids. Gene Ontology annotation, biological process: microtubule cytoskeleton organization; neuron projection development. The record is from RefSeq and is a predicted model, not a curated record. Lineage: Eukaryota; Metazoa; Chordata; Actinopteri; Salmoniformes; Salmonidae. The transcript has 22 exons.
ACGGUAGUCACGGAGUAGCGGGAGGGGUGAAGUGGGCCCAGGAUUCCGUUGCCAGUUACUGUGCUCUGAGAACGAGUUCUACUGCAAAGCCACUGCAACGAACAGGUCUCUGGAAGUGUUUUUUUCUCCUCUGUAUGCUGGAAGGAAAAUGGUUAACCUCUCCUCCUUCCUCUCUCACCAGGUGUGAAUAGGAAGUUGUCCCUUGUUAUUGUGUCUUUCCUUGGUCAUCUCUGUCCUUUCCCGUACUGUACUUCUGACGAUAGAGGACGUGUCUGCACAGACCUUGACUCACCACCGGGAGUCCCACACCGCCUUACCAGUAUUAGGUGGGUGUCCUGGAUUUGACUGCGACUGAGAGACAUCUGAACUGACUCGCCAUAAGGAAAGACCUCCCUGGCCGCCACUGACCCCCAUCAUGGCAGACAGUCGCCAACCUGAAGACAGCCACCCCCAUUGGGACCCGUCGGGGGCACAGGACCCCUCUCCCCCCCCAGCCCACGGGGCUAACGGCUACCCCCCCUCCUACAGGGCGUGCCAACCAGGGACGGCCCAUGGAGCAGCACCCCCCUCCUACACCUCCAGAGAGAACGGCUUCAACGGAGACCAUGCAGUUACGGCUGAGCAAGUGUCUGCGCGAAUCGUGCAGGAGGUGACAGCAGAAGCAGUGGCAGUACUGAAGGGAGAACAGGAGACAAGACUGCAGUCAGUUGAAGAUACGGCAAACCUGCCCCCCUCUCCUCCUCCCUCACCUGCUGCUGAGCACUGCUUCAGACCCCUGGAGCAAGAUGUAGGGGAUGAGGAGAAGGAGGCCUGCCCUCUCCGCCGCUUCCAAAAUUCUCGGGAGAGGUGCAAGUUCCUCGCCCCCUCCAUCUCUGUGUCUGUGCCCGAGGAUGACCCCUACCACUCUGACGAGGAAUACUAUGAUCACCCCUUGUUCAGCCCUGAGUGGGAUCGCUCCGUCUCCUCUCGGCCCACAGUGCUGGCCGCUGCCUUUAGACAGAUCCAAGUAGAGACUGUCGAGGCUCUUACAGAUAACUUCAAAGAGGAGGAGGAGGAGGAGGAAGAAGAAGUGUUGAUGUUGGAGGAGGAUGAGGAGAUGGAAGGGGCAGCAGCAGAAAUCGUGGCUGCUCUUGAGGAGCUGUGGAGUGGGGAUGAGCCUGAGCCAGACGGCACCCCGACCAAGCCCUUAGAACAGGCUGCGACUGUAGGCGAGGCCCAGGCUGGGCCCCCUGUGCAGGCAGUGGCAGUUAGUGCUGCUCUUGAUGGCCCUAACAGGAGGGAGGAUGAGGUUGAGGAGGAGGAGGAGGUGGCAGUGCCUGAGGGGAAGGAGGAGAUCCUUGAUGAAGACUUAAAGAUGGACAUGGAGAAACCAGGCAGUGAGAGUGGAUGCCUCAGCCCAGACUUCACUGAACCAGAGUGUCCAGCUUUCUCCAGCGGGGACCACGCAGCACCCCCCCGGUACCCCAAAAUAGAAAUGGCUUCUCCAUCCCCUUCUCCGUCAGCUUUCCUUUCUAACAGCCAGAGCCAAGCCAAAGAGCCUACCAAAAUGUCUAUACCGGAUGAACCUACAACAGUCUCAGAGAAGCAGCCGUCUGUGGAAGUUCUUGAGUCCAGUAACCUCACAACGGUUGCAGGGUCUGGAUUCACUACAGCUGGAGACAAAGAUCAAGGUGUCUCCUCUGACUCUAACAAAGACAAAUCUGGCAUGUCGUCUUAUUUCGAGACUUUGGCCCUGAAGGCAGAUGAGGGAUCCAAGGGGGCUCAAGCAGAAGGUUAUUAUGAACUGAGCACCGCAGGUCAAGAGACGAGCUUAGAGAGAAGCUCCCCAACAGUUCCGUCACCCCCUGAGAUCAACUACAGCAUGUUGGCACAAACACAGUCAGUGGAGAAGAAGCCGAUGGGAUAUCAAAAGGAUACCUUACCGGCCCUGGACAGGAGUAACGAAUGUAGGCUUUCCCCCGGGAAGUUGGCCCUGGAUCAGAGAAGCUACUCUCUCAACAUUACGAUUGGAUCGAUGGAUCCCAGCGGCCAGGGCCUACCUAGGAACUUCUCUCCAUUGGCCACGGACAUCAUGUCUUUUACCAGUGGCAGUCUGGAUGAGUCUGUCAACUAUCUCCCAGUUACCACCCUGUCUGCGGAGAAGGUGCCCCCGCCUUUCCCUCCCCUGAUCCUGGAGACGGCCGCCUCAGUCACGUCUGACUCCUCGUCUCCUCCCCACAACACAGGAGAGAUCCCCGGCGAAAAGACCAGCCCCCAGGGGUCAGAGUCCCCAGAGUCUCCCUUUCCACCCAAAUACUACUACAAAAAUGGGACAGUUAUGGCUCCUGACCUACCUGAGAUGCUGGACCUGGCAGGCACCAGGUCUAGACUAACUUCUGAGAACAAUGACCCAGAGACCAUGAGGAGGAAGUCUGUUCCUGCAGACGCCCAAGGCAUUGGGAGCGACUCCCUGGCCAACCUGGUCCUGGGGGACCAGAAUCAGAGCCAGAGUCUUGCCAAGAGUGAGAGCCAGCUGGAGGAGUUGGGUUACUGUGUGUUCAGUGAGUACUCAGGGCCCAUGCCUUCCCCUGCUGACCUCCAUAGUCCAAUUGACUCCCCGCCCCAGCGCUUCACCCCUAUGGCUCUGGAGGAAAAGAUGGCAGAGGAAAAACUGAAGAUCGAAGCUAGAGACAAACUAGCCGAAGACGAGAAGACAAAUCAGUUAACUGUGUGUGACGGUUCCAAAGAAAAGGAAGAAGCUAAACAAGUGGGACGGAAAGCUUCUGCUUCAGAGGAAAAAGACAACAAAGAGAUCAGCCAUGAAAAAUCUGCCAUGGAGGACCAAAACGACAAACCGGCUUCAGCUCUGAAGUCAGCAGAGUCCUUUGUGACUCCUACAGUGAUGGUCACCCUGGAUGAGGAGGGAAAGGCAGGGAACGAGGGACCAGAGACAGAUGCUGAGAUGGCUGCCUACGAGAGGCAGAUCCGCCGGCUGGAGAUGGAGGACAGGCCCCUGAGCAUGGAGGAGGAGCGAGAGCUGCAGGAGUUAAGGGAGAAGGUGACGGAAAAGUUCUUGGUGCACCAGGAGGCAUACGAGGAGGUGGAUGCCGAAGACGUCUACCAACUGACUGGGGUUGCCAAGGACCGGAUCAGCAGGCCCGCGAGGCCCUCCCCGGCCUCCUCCGUGGAGAGCACCACAGAAGAAGAGAAGGUUCCAGUUACGGACACCGAGAAACCUAAACAGACGGGAGGUCAGACAACGCCUCCGAAGGUUGACGUCAUGGCGACAUCUCCGUCUGUGUCAGGUGGUGAUGUGAGCACCACAGAAGAAGAGAAGGGGAAAGUUAGCGAAGAGAAGCUGAAGAAGGAGCAGGAGCAGGUUGUAGAGGUCAAAGAGAAGAACAAAGAAGAAAAGAAAAAGGAAGAGGGGGAGGAGGAGGAGGAGGAUAUAGAGCAGGAGGUGGAACAGGAGGAAAUCAUGAUAGAGAUAAAACCAACAAAGCCUGGAGAGAAAGAAGAGAAGGUUGAGAAGGAUAUAAUGAAAGACAAGGAGGAAGAAGAAGAAGAGGAAGAUGGUGAAGUUCUGUCAGGGGCAGGGGCAGGAGCAGCGGUGGAUGACGUUCCAGAACCCAGAGCUGCCAUAGAGUCAGUGGUGACUGUGGAAGAUGACUUUAUCAUUGUAGUCCAGACCAUCGACGAGGGCGAGGAGCCAGGACACAGCGUGCGUUUCUCUGCUCCGCCUGAGCCUGAGACACCACAGGCUCUCCACGAGCAUGAGGGAGAGGAGGAGGAGGAGGAGGAGUCCCAGGAGGUGGAGAUCAUGGAGGCAGCUAGUCUUGAGGAGGUGGGGGAUGUCUCAGAGGAGGUCCGUGAGAAGGAGGUGCAGGCCUCACCAGAGAAGGAGGUGCAGACAGAGACCGAGGGACAGACAGAGAGCUACGACAGAGAUGAGACCACCAUGGACGACUCAAUCCUAGACAGCUCUUGGGUCGACACUCAAGAUCUCUGCACUGUAGAUGUGGAUGAUGACAAGAGCAUGGCUACAGAGCAGAUCGAGCCCCUGAGAGCCGACCGGGUCCCAGCCCCACCAGUCAAGAAGGAGAAGACUCCCCAGAAGCAGGAGAAGCAGGAGAAGCAGCCGGUGAAUCCCAAGGCUAAAGGGGGACGGGUGAAAGGGCGCGAGGGGCACGUCUCCACACCAGAACGUAAACCCAUUCACAAGCAGCCGGUCUAUAUCCCCAGGGAGGACGUCAAGAAGAAGAAAGCCGUGAUUAAGAAGACUGAGCUGACCAAGAAAGCUGAGACUCAGAUGCGCUCCUCUCCGUCUCGGAAGAGUGUGUUAAAGUCUACUGCGGUCCGACACUCGCGUCCUGCCCAGGCCCACCCCUGUGCUAGGAGGAAACCUACAGUGGGUGUACCAGAGGGUCGUCGGCCCCUCAGUGUUGCUAGACAGUCUGGGGACAGAGCCUCAGUGGAGCUUGAUAGGCCCCGUCCCUCCUCCUGCGGGCCUCGUGACUCCCCAACACUACACAGACUGAUAGACGUGGAUGGUGGUUCUCAGAGCCCAAAGAGGUCAUCCCUGCCGCGGCCUGCCUCUAUCCUGAGCCGGCGUACCCACCACCACCCACACGACCAGGAGGAGAGCUCCACCUCAAUCACCAGCUCCGGCUCCACCGCACCCCGCAGACCUACGUCGUUCCGUACAGAGGUCAGGGCGGAGCAUAGGACAGGACGCGCCCCUAGUUGGACAGGCACACAGUCGAUGCGUUCCCGCUCGCUGUGCAGCGGCCCCACCACACCCCGCACCCCAGGGUCCACAGCCAUCACCCCUGGAACCCCUCCCAGCUACAGCUACUCCUGCCGCACACCCGGGACCCCUCGCACCCCCGGCACACCACGUUCACUCAGCCUGCUGCAGGAGAAGAAGGUGGCUCUGCUCCGCACCCCUCCCAAGUCCCCCGCCACCACCCCCAAACAGCUCCGCGUCCUCAACCAGCCCCUGCCAGACCUCAAGAACGUCAAGUCUAAGAUCGGCUCCACAGACAACAUCAAUUACCAGCCCAAGGGGGGACAGAUUCAGAUUUUAAACAAGAAGCUGGACUUCAGUCACGUACAGUCAAAAUGUGGAUCCAAGGAUAACAUGAAGCAUUCUCCUCGUGGAGGCAAUGUGCAGAUACAGACCAAGAAGAUUGACCUGAGUCAUGUGACCUCCAAGUGUGGAUCCUUGGACAACAUUCGCCACCGGCCAGGGGGAGGCAACGUGCGCAUAGAAAGUGUGAAGCUGGACUUCAAAGACAAGGCCCAGCCCAAGGUGGGUUCCCUGGAUAAUGCACACCACACCCCUGGUGGAGGCCUCAUUAUAAUCGAGAGCCACAAGCUGCUGCUCCGUGACACGGCCAAGGCCCGGGUGGACCACGGGGUGGAGAUCAUCAUGACCCAGUCACCGGUAACGGGCAUGUCAGGGACGCUGUCCCCCCACCGCCACAGCCACCUGUCCUCCUCCGACAGCAUCAACUUGCUGGAGUCUCCACAGCUAGCCACUCUGGCUGACGAUGUCACCGCUUCCCUGACCAUGCAGGGUUUGUGAGCGGCUUGACAACCUCUGCCCGGGCACUGGAUCUUUUGACCACCACCCUGCCUCCAGUCAAUCCCAGCCCAGAUAUUCAGGCACCCAGACACCCCAGGCACCGGACACCUUCACCCUUCCUCCAGCCACCAUGUCCCCAAGGUCUGGACCCCCCUCACCCCGUCCUGCUUCCAGUUUCACUCCAGUCCACCACAGCCCCGGACACCUUCCCCCUGCCUACAGUCUCCUUCCAGUUCACCCCAGCCCUGAACACCUUCCCCCUGCCUACAGUCUCCCUCCAGUCCACCCCAGCCCUGAACACCUUCCCCCUGCCUACAGUCUCCCUCCAGUCCACCCCAGCCCUGAACACUUCCCCCCUGCCUACAGUCUCCCUCCAGUCCACCGCAGCCCUGGACGCUUUCCCCUGUCUCCAGACGACUAAUCCUAGACUCCUGACACCCUCAACUUGCUUCCAGUUUAACCUGACCCCAAGCCUUGAACUCCCUCACUUUCCUCUAGUCCACCCCAGGCUCCACACCCAGCCUUCAAUUUCCCACAAGUCCACCUCCAGCCUCGGGUACCGAACAGCCCACCCUGCCUCAACCUCACCCUGCCUCAACCCCACUCUGCUUCUAGACCACUCUGCCUCUAGUCCACUCUGCCUGUAGACUGCUCAGCCCCCCAGACACCUUCCCUUUGCCUCCACUCAGCCUCUACUCUUCCUGCUAGUCCAUCCCUGACACCCUUACCACACCCUGCCUCCCGUCCAUCCUAGGCCCUGGACACCCUCAUCCCACCCGACCUCCAGUCCACCCUAGACUCCCUCACCCUGUCCCAGGCCUCAGACUUCCUCAAUCCUGCUACUCAUCAACCCCAGCCCAGACACUCAGACACCGCCAUCCUGCAGCAGCCUCAUAUCCGCCGCCCGAUGGUGCUGCCUACCCUGCCCUAUGUCAACAAGAUACAUGAAGAAACAACAACAACAACCCUGAGGGAACUACAGAAUAUUUACAAAGUACUUUUGGUCCAUUUUUGUUGAUAUAUCCAUUCCAAGUACCUGUAUUUGGUGUAUUGUUUUUAUUUAUGCUGCAUAUAGAUAGAUAGGUAUAUAAAUAUAUAGAUGAUGUUGAAGCACUGACCCCAAAUCAGCUUUAGCAAAAUAAUCGGGGUUUGGGCCAGGUAUAGGGUGGGGUAGUCUCUGUUCAGUGCUUAGAAGCAGCUUUUUCUUGCCACAGGUAGAAAGUCACGUGGCCAUACCCAUACAAUACCCGUGCCAUCUCGCCAACACGUCUUGUUUUUCUCAGUAAUGUGAAUGGAUGCCAAACUCAACAUUCACCAUACAUCAAGCAUCCUUGAGGCAAAUCAUGCUUGUCCAACAUCCAAUCUAUAUUAAAUAUAUUAACAACUAUAUAUAUAUAUAGUACCAGUCAAAAGUUUGGACACAUCUAUUCAUUCAUUUUUUUGUACUAUUUUCUACAUUGUAGAAUAAUAGUGAAGACAUCAAAAUGUUGAAAUAACACAUAAAGAAUCUUUUGGCAUUCUCUUAACCAGCUUCAUGAGGUAGUCACCUGGAAUGCAUUUCAAUUAACAGGUGUGCCUUGUUAAAAGUUAAUUUGUGGAAUUUCUUUCCUUCUUAAUGUGUUUGUGUUGUGACAAGGCAGGGGUGGCAAAAGAACAAGUCCAUAUUAUGUCAAGAACAGCUCAAAUAAGCAAAGAGAAAUGACAGUCCAUCAUUACUUUAAGACAUGAAGGUCAGUCAAUCCAGAAAAUGUCAAGAACUUUGAAAGUUUCUUGAAGUGCAGUCGCAAAAACCAUCAAGCUCUAUGAUGUAACUGGCUCUCAAGAGGACCGCCACAGGAAAGGAAGACCCAGAGUUACCUCUGCUGCAGAGUUCAUUAGAGUUACCAGCCUCGGAAAUUGCAGCCUAAAUAAAUGUUUCAGAGUUCAAGUAACUGAUACAUCUCAACAUCUACUGUUCAGAGUAGACUGUGUGAAUCAGGCCUUCAUGGUUGAAUUGCUUUAGAGAAACCUCUACUAAAGGACAACAUUAAGAAGAAAAUACUUGCUUGGGCCAAGAAACAUGAGCAAUGAACAUUAGACUGGUGGAAAUCUGUCCUUUGUCCUGAUGAAUCCAAAUGUUUGAUUUUUUGUCUUUGUGAGACAUGGCAGUAGGUAAACGGAUGAUCUCCAUGUGUUUGUUUCCCACAGUAAAGCAUGGAGGAGGUGGUGUGAUGGUGUGGUGGUGCUUUAAUGGUGACACUGUCAGUGAUUCAUUUACAAUUGAGGUGAACGGAUGAGGUGAACGGAUGAUCUCCAUGUGUGUGGUUCCCACCGUAAAGCAUGGAGGAGGAGGUGUGAUGGUGUGGGUGUGCUUUGCUGGUGACACUGUCUGUGAUUUAUUUACAAUUGAAGGCACACUUAACCAGCAUGGCUACCACAGUAUUCUGCAGCAAUACUCCAUCCCAUCUGGUUUGUGCUUAGUGGGACUAUCAUUUGUUUUUCAACAGGAGAAUGACCCAAUACACACCUCCAUGCUGUGUAAGGGCAAUUUGACCAAGAAGGAUGAGACGGUUUGGGAUGAGUUUGACUGCAGAGUGAAGGAAAGGCAGCCAACAAGUGCUCAGCAUAUGUAGGUACUCCUUCAAGACUGUUGGAAAAGCAUUCCAGGUGAAUCUGGUUGAGAGAAUGCCAAGAGUGUGCAAAGCUGUCAUUAAGGCAAAGGGUGGCUUUUUUGGUUACUACGUGAUUCCAUAUGUGUUAUUUCAUAGUUUUGAUGUCUUCACUAUUAUUCUAACAUGUAGAAAAUAGUUUAAAAAAUAGAAAAACUUGAAUGAGUAGGCAUGUCCAAACUUUUGACUGGUACUGUAUAUAUAUAUAUAUAUAUAUAUAUAUAUAUAUAUAUAUAUAUAUAUAUAUGCCAGCUCUUUGUCAGCAACAACAUCUCUUCAAAAAACUAUUUUAAAAAGUGAUAAGUCCUUUAAGUAUAACUUAUACCUGUACAAUUGCAUUACUGCAAGCACUAGAUAAUGGUAUGAUGAGCAUGUAUCAAUUCUAGUUAUGGAAAGAGGCUAUUUUCUAUUUCAAAUAAAAGGAUUUGAGUAAGUUAUUUACUGAAUCAUUGGAUAAAGAUAUGAACACUUCUUCAUGUUUUUGUAGAUAUUAGUUGACUAGUAUGUUAUGUUUGUUGAAGUUGACUUCAGACAACUGUGCUGAUAUUGUUAAGAAGUGCAUUUUUCAGGCCUGCAAUAGAGUACUAAAGGCCCUGUGCCAGACUAGCUACCUGUCCAGGGGGUGUACUUGUACAUCAAGCUGCCUCACACUACAGAAACAGGAGUUAGGCUCCUGCCCAUAUGGGCCAUUCUGGCUCGAACAAGGCUUAUUUUACUUACAGAGUAUUACAUGUACCCUAAUUAUUUUACUUAACUAUCUAUCACCUUGUCCGAAGAGCCCGUGGAUUUCGAUGAUAAAGAGUCAGGUUACAAUCAAGAUAUUUUUUAUAAUUGAAUCAUUCCAAUUUGCAGCAGCACAUACUUCAGUAGCACAACACAUUAGGCUACAUCUCCAUUACUUCACUUCUCUGUCACUCACACAUCUCUCCCGUGAAUCCUCCUCACACGUAGGUGAGUCUGGGAAGGGUAGUUUCAUAUUCAUAUCAUAUUCAUAGUUUCAUAAGAGUCCAAACAUAAAAUCUCAAUGGCAAUGACAAUGCCAUAAUACAAUUCUCAGAUACACAUGACAUAUUUCUGAUUAUAAAAUAUAUUUUACUUACAGAGUACUAAAUAAUGCUACUCUCAAGAGUUCUCUCUGGGAGUUUUUCUUCUAGAAGGCUGGUUUGGCAGUCCUGGUUAAGUUUAAGAGGAGGCUGCAGUGAUUCUCAUCUCACAAAUCUCAGUUCAAAAGAAACUUUGAUGUAGCUGAAAGCUCACAGAAGCUGUGAUCACGAUCCAUUCACUAAUGCUAGCUACAGUAGGCAUUGGAUGGCUGUAAGAUAUUUUAGUCCAUAGUGUUUGAUGAACACCCCAAGGCUCUUAGAGCAGGCUGAGAAUGCACUCAAGAGGGCUUGCAGUUGUCUGAACCAUAUUGUGAAUGAAACUAUGACUAUUAUUUAAAUAUUCAAUUUAGGAAGCAGCUGUGGAACUCUGGUCCCUGUAUCCUUACAGUUCACUUCUAGAUGCUUGGUUUGUUUUGUGUAAAACAUUUAGGGUGGGGAAAUAAAGUGGGAAAAUGCAUUAAAAAAAUAAAUUUCAUAUAAACAAACUUUUAAAAAAGGAACUCAACAAAUCAUGUUGCAUCUGUUUGAUAAAGUGUUACGGUGUAUUUUUUCUGUUGCCGUUGUGGUAUUUAGCCCUCCUUCCUCUCCUAGUAUUCCUGAUGUUUGUUUGCUUCUGUGUACUUUCUGCAUCCCCCUAUCUCCUAUCCUCUGCCCCAACCUACAGCAACUGUUAAUGUCAUUAAAGUUAGAUGUACGCAGUUUUUUCUCCUGUUGAUAAGGUACUAAUAAAAAAAUGCUCUUAACAAUUAAUGACAAUAAAAAAACUAUGAAGAACA